AACAACACAACAGUAUAUUUUAUUACAUUGCACAUAUAGAUAAACGUUUCUAUUAAUUUAUGCAUAACACAAACAUUGAAGCAUUUUCCUUGUAUAAAUAGACAGAUAGCACUUGAAUCUAUUUGUAGUACAGACUUCAUGAGUUACAAAUAAAGAAACAAUGUACGUGGUCACUCUCAUGUACCUCGCAGGGAUCCUCAUACACGUCCAUGGACAUUCAGAAAGACUUGACGGGAAAGUGGCAGUCGUGACUGGCGGAGCUAAAGGCAUCGGCUAUGCAAUCGCAGACAAUUUACUAACAAAUAAAACUAAAAUCGUGAUCAUCGUUGACAAAAAUCGACCACGAGGCUUAAAAGCGGAGAAACAGCUCAACUGCAAACACGGUGGCAACAGAACCGUAUUCAUUUAUGGCGACAUCACUAAAGAUUUAGACAGAGUGUCUAAGAUAAUCUUCCAGACUUACGGGUACGUCAAUAUUCUGGUGAACAAUGCUGGUAUAAUGAACGAAUAUGAUCCGAAAAAGACUAUAGAUACAAAUGCGCUGGGUACUGUGUUGUGGGCAGACAGAUUCUACAAUUGCAUGAGAAAGGACAGGGGAGGGAAAGGAGGAACCAUCAUCAAUAUAGCAUCAAUGAGUGUUUACUAUAAAGAUCCAUUUUUUUAUUAUUAUAAAGCGUCGAAGUUUGCUGUCCUUGGCCUUACCUUAGGCAUGGGGCAUGAAUACAAUUAUUUGUCUAGUGGAGUAAGAAUGUUUGCAAUAUGUCCAGGAUUCACACGCACGGAUAUGACACUGAGCCAACAAAUGACUAUGGAUGAGCAAGUAGAGCUUUUCGAUAGAUACAAAGAAUACGCGCCUUGGCAGUCAGCUCAUGACGUCGGGAAGGCUGUAGUUCUGUUGUUCAGCACCGGGACCACCGGCACUUCAUACACUGUGGACGGCGGGAAGCCGCCAAUAGUGUCUCCUGAUAGAGUAAAUAUCUCUAUUGCAUUUUUGGACAGCUUGUAGUAUCAACAUAAUGUCAAUAAAUACUUAAUAG
This is a messenger RNA of Manduca sexta (tobacco hornworm), 1037 nucleotides long. Its product is annotated as 15-hydroxyprostaglandin dehydrogenase [NAD(+)]. Gene Ontology annotation, molecular function: oxidoreductase activity, acting on the CH-OH group of donors, NAD or NADP as acceptor. The record is from RefSeq and is a predicted model, not a curated record. Gene Ontology annotation, cellular component: cytoplasm. NCBI's taxonomy places the organism in Eukaryota, Metazoa, Arthropoda, Insecta, Lepidoptera, Sphingidae. Bases 161 to 1006 code for a protein of 281 amino acids. The transcript has a single exon.